AUGUGCUUGUUAAAUGAUAAACACAGGUCUUUCUAUAAAAGAUCAAAAUGGCAUGGUAGAGGAGGAAGAUACAGCAGAAAGGGUGGUGGUGGUGGAAAUUCUAGGUCCAGACUUGAUGAUGAUUAUCCUAUGGAUGAUGGAUUACCAGGAUCAUCAGAUCAAAGACAUUCUCCCUACCAUAAAAAUCGGAGGAAUGCAAAACGAUUAAGACGGCAACAAAAUAAACUUUUAGAAAUGGACAAAAUUCAAUCUGGUGAUAGAGUAAAACGUCUUGGUUUACCAGUCCGUAAUAGUCGGAAUUCAGAAAACUGGUACAAAGUAAAGGUUCCUUUUGGUCAGAAAUUUGACAAGAAAGUCCUUUUUCAGAAAAUUGAAAAAGAGAUCAACAUGCCAUUCCAAGCAAUCCGUUACCAAAGUGAGAAUGAACAUUCAAUAUUCCACGUUCAAGACAAACGUACUGCAGAGGCAAUAAGAGCAGCUGACAAAAAGAUUUUAAUGCCAAAUGGAUACAAGUUAGUGUUAAUUGUAAAGCCUUGCAAUUCUCCGUUGUUGUCAUUAGAUGCCAAUGCCGUGAGUGAACUCAAAACCUGCAUGAGUGAAAGAUAUGAUUCUUCAACCAAAACCUUGAAUUUAAGUAACAUUUAUCAGUCCCAAUCAUUGCAACAAAAGAAAUUAUUUUUGGUUUUGAACCGUCCACAAGUUUUUAGCCAUGUUGUGAGCAUCAUUAAAGAAAAUAUCCCUGAAUUGGUAUCAUUAGAUUUAAGCAGCAACAGACUUAUGACCUUGGAUUCCCUGGCAACCCUGGUCCCUGAAACUCCAAACUUAAAACAUUUAAAUCUUGGCAAAAAUAUGCUGAAAACCAUUGAAGAACUUGAGAAAAUCAAAGGCUGGAAGCUGGAUGACUUAAUACUGGAGGGCAAUGACUUAUGUGAUAGGUUUAAAGAACAGUCUGACUAUAUCAGGGCUGUAAGGAAAAAAUAUCCCAAAGUCCUCAGAUUGGAUGGGCAUGAACUUCCUCCUCCUAUUGUAUUUGAUUUGGAAUCUGCCACUGAUCUGCCCCCAUCAAAGGGGAAUUAUUUUCUGAAUACUGAUGUCCAAACAUUACUUGUCAAAUUCAUUAAACAAUAUUACUUGAUUUAUGAUUCAGACAACAGGCAAGCUUUGAUUGAUGCCUAUCACGAUCAGGCAAUGUUCUCCUAUGCUUGCAACUUCAACCGUGUUCUUGGAAAACAACCAUCUUUAACAGAUUAUAUCUCUGACAGCAGAAAUUUGCUGAAAAUAAAUGAUGCUCGUCGUGAAAAACUAUUAAAAAUUGGUAGAGUGAAAGUUGUCUCUCAGCUAAGGUUACUGCCUAGUACUCAACAUGAUUUAAACUCAUUGCGUUUGGAUGUUCAGCAUUUGUCAAGCAAUUUACUGAUAUUCAGUGUUUUUGGAAUUUUUAAAGAAACUUCCAAAGUUGAUCCUCCAAUCCGUGCAUUCAGUCGCUGCUUUAUCACCACUCCUAUGGGCCAAGGAAUUGUGAUCAUAAAUGAUAUGCUGACUAUAACAAAUGCAACACAAGAACAAAUUCAAUCUGCUUUCAAGACUCCUGCACCAACACCUUCAUCUAGUCCAACUCAAGGGGGAAGUGGUAUUGUUGAACCAUCUACAUCCAAUGUAUUAGAAACUCCAGGCCUCACAGGGGCAAACCUGACAGAUACCCAGCAGCAAAUGGUUGUUCAGUUCUCAGCACAGUCUGGAAUGAAUGCUGAGUACUCAUUUCAAUGUUUACUACAAAAUGAAUGGAAUUAUGACAAAUCUGCCCAAAUAUUCAUGGAUUUAAAGGCCCAAGGCAAAAUUCCUGACCAAGCUUUCCUUCGAUGA
Acanthosepion pharaonis is the source of this 1863-nucleotide messenger RNA. The record is from the annotation of a GenBank genome assembly. Lineage: Eukaryota; Metazoa; Mollusca; Cephalopoda; Sepiida; Sepiidae.